This is a messenger RNA of Hemibagrus wyckioides, 579 nucleotides long. Its product is annotated as probable pancreatic secretory proteinase inhibitor. The coding region runs from base 219 to 461 and encodes 80 amino acids. Gene Ontology annotation, molecular function: serine-type endopeptidase inhibitor activity; protein binding. The transcript has 4 exons. The record is from RefSeq and is a predicted model, not a curated record. Lineage: Eukaryota; Metazoa; Chordata; Actinopteri; Siluriformes; Bagridae.
GUGGGGGCGGCCCGGGUGUCAAAAUAUCAGUACCUCUCUCCCUUCAGAGAUAAAUAACCUGCAACAGGUGGUCAGCAUCACAACAUCGGCAGCACACCAUCCUGGGUUAUUUAUUGUAAGGCAAACUCCUGAGGUAUCUGAUAUAUAAUCCAGCACAGCAAGAACAAUUAGUCAGAACUUCAAGUCCUCAAAAAUCUCACAUCAAUCUUUUUGGCAAGAUGACAAAGACAAUGUUGUUACUGAUGUGCCUGAUUCUCAUCUUUUCUGUGGAUGCAGAAGACAAGACAACACGUUACCGCAUGCCCACAUGUGGCGGAAUCAGUUUGACUCAGGCAUGCCCUCUUAACUACGAUCCAGUCUGUGGAAGCGAUGGCAUCACCUAUGUCAAUGAGUGUACCCUAUGUGUACAUCGCCUGCAAACCAAAACAGACAUCAUGAUUUUGAAAGAUGGCAGAUGCUAAAGAAGAUAUUUACCACUUCUGCCUUCACCAUCCAUGCUUGUUAGGAUGCAUUCAUGUAGCUACAAAAAACCUUUCAAAUGUAUUAUUGUAAACAUAUUUACUUUUAUGUAUAGACUUU